AUGGCCAUCGCCUCUGCCGCAGUAUUUGAGUGCCACUUCGUUUGCUCUCCUUUUCCCUCGCUCUCCCUUAUCCUUCACAUUCGCCCUUUGUUUUCUGUGUUGUUCCCCCCCACCCCUUACCUGCUGCUAAUUGCACUGGACAACUGUUUUAAUAGGAAACCAAGCCAGAAGUCAUCUUUUGAAAGAGAAGGAUGGUGGAGAAUAACAUUAAGAAACACUCCUAAUCCUGGCACUUACCACUUGAAAACUUUUAUUGAAGAAUCUCUAUCAAAUCCAGUGAUAGCAACAUACAGUUUUAAAAAUGAAGGAAGGAAAAAACCACCUCUUCUGCAAAGAAACGAUCUGGUACUAAAUGACCUUCCCCAGUACAUGCCUCCUGACUCCUUGGACUUGUUAAAGAAGCACGUGGCCACCUACUCGUUUAAAGACAAACCACGGUCAAACCCCAGCACGCUGGUUUACAGAGAUCAGUCAGUUCAGCUUUCGCCAGGACAAUACGAGCUAAUUCCUGCACCAGUUCCCAAGCAUGCUUCCAGGAGCUUUGUAUUUCGUUCUACAGUUCAAAGGUUUCCAACAGGCUGCUUCACUCCUCGUGAAGGCCCAGGACCAGGUCGUUAUGACUUGAAAAUACCUUCAGUAAGUUCUGUUACUUCCUGUUUUCAAUCCAGAGUACCUCGAUUCUUGCCGGCCUGUUCAAAAACGCCAGGCCCAGGAGCAUACACAUCUUCAGCACAAUUCCCCAAGCAGCCCCGGACCGUAGCCAAAAUGGGCCGAGGACAUAGCCUUUUCUUCAACAACACAAUUGGCUUUUAA
Molecule: messenger RNA, 813 nt
Organism: Globicephala melas (long-finned pilot whale)
Lineage: Eukaryota; Metazoa; Chordata; Mammalia; Artiodactyla; Delphinidae
Gene: STPG4
Product: sperm-tail PG-rich repeat containing 4
Biological process (GO): epigenetic programing of male pronucleus
Cellular component (GO): germinal vesicle; female pronucleus; male pronucleus
Molecular function (GO): chromatin binding; histone binding
Source: RefSeq, a predicted model, not a curated record